This is a messenger RNA of Rhagoletis pomonella (apple maggot), 935 nucleotides long. RefSeq lists its product as uncharacterized. The coding region runs from base 179 to 652 and encodes 157 amino acids. The transcript has a single exon. The record is from RefSeq and is a predicted model, not a curated record. Lineage: Eukaryota; Metazoa; Arthropoda; Insecta; Diptera; Tephritidae.
GCAAACACACGGGUAUUCCACAUUACGCAGAGCAUUGAGCAAUUUCCAAAACUCACACUACGGCAACGACGCGUUUCACGGCUUGCCGCUCAAGCAAAAUCAAUCAAUUUAAAAGACGCGUGUUCCAGCAAAAGUUCUAACGCCAUUAUCGACGAUCAUUUAGCAUUAGCAAUUAGCAAUGUCUUAUGAAUUAAAAUACACAUUCUUAGUAUUCGUUAAUGUAUUGUGUUUGAAUUACAUCACCUACGGCGUGGCAUAUCCCUGGCAAGCCGACCACGAAGGCUACGAUGCCAGCCUCGAUCCAGUGAUAUGGUCGCGCGCAUUCGUUAAGGAUUACAUACGAAGACCACGGCAAUUUACUGCACUCCCUUCGGCGGUGGACGAAGCUAAUGAAAUUCAAUUAAUUAAAAGAUUUGAUGAAUUUCAACAGCGUUUCGUCGAUACAAAUCGUGCUGCAAGUGAUAUUUUGCGCGAUGAGUCGCACAGGCGUACAGAAGCUGGUUUGGGCAGACGCAGAUCUGGCGCAGUGCAAGUGGACACUGAUGAUUGGAGCACAGCUGCGAUUGCCGAACGCAGGUCAAGCAGCAAAAGAAAAUCUAGCUUAAAUCGCUCGAAAAUACAGCAUAGAAGGAAACGUAAUCACAUACGUUAGACAUUUAUGCUUUUUAGAGAUUAGUUGGAUAAGAAAAAAAUUAAAUUGUGUACUGAUAUUAAAUACUUUUAAGCCAUUUAUUAAGACUAUUUAUAUAGAAAUGUGUGUUUGUGCAAUUGUUGUGAAAAUUUGAGAUAAUGAGGCGGGUUGUGCAAUUCAUUUUCGAGUGAAUUUCUACCGAAUUCGCUUUGCAUUCAAAUUGAGCUUUGUUGAAAUUCACUCACUCGGAAGUGAAUUGCAGCACCUGCCUGAAUAUAUUAUUACACUUAUUUUGAAAUUAUGA